Phanerochaete carnosa HHB-10118-sp is the source of this 1317-nucleotide messenger RNA. RefSeq lists its product as uncharacterized. Lineage: Eukaryota; Fungi; Basidiomycota; Agaricomycetes; Polyporales; Phanerochaetaceae. The coding region runs from base 1 to 1317 and encodes 438 amino acids. The transcript is spliced from 3 exons. The record is from RefSeq and is a predicted model, not a curated record.
AUGGUUGGAAUACCCCCAGAGAUCGUGGACGAGAUUAUGUCAUAUCUCCAGCCCGGCCCACUCGAGCUACUGCAGGUCAGGGCCAGCGAGGAGUACACGGAGAGCACGAGAGCCAUUGGACAAUGCACCUCCGUUUGCAGGGUCUGGUAUGAGCUGUCACGCCGGUAUCGCUUCAAGGACUGGGUCAUUACGCUCAGAGACCCCACUUACAGUCCCGAUGCGAAAACGGUUGCCGACCUCCUCGCAUUUAUACGACGAUCUCAGUUCCCUCGUCUCACCGUCCGAUCUCUCAUCAUGCGCAAUGAUAGCCAGCAGGUGAUGGCUGCCUUCCAGACGGCGGGCAUGGAGGGUGCAUGUAGCGUGGAUUUCUCGGCUUCCAUUACGGAAAUCGUCGGGAUAGUUCAAGCAUUGCCUGCAUUGACUACGCUCAAGCUCUCCUAUUUCAAUAUACUCGAGCUGGCUCGACUGCCAAUCAGCGACAUCCAGUCGGCCUUCGACCAUAUCACCCAUUUUACAUUCGCAGGCCGCGCGGAGAUCUCCACUGGGAGGUUUAUGCCCUACGCAGAGCUCUGCACGCUAUUGUCGUACUUUCGUUCUCUCGAGGAGCUUGUCCUCGACGAUGUCGACAUACUCAACGCCAAUAAGAGCGACGGCGCCGACCUGCCGCAGUUGCCGAACCUGCAAAAGCUUGUAAUACACCGCUGCGACAACAUCUUCCAUCUGGUAAAUGACAUCACGGACCAGGUGGAUGACGGCCGGCUGGCUCUUCUACACCACCUUGAAUUGGGAAUGAUCAACGCGAGUAACCAGGCCGUUGCCCACUAUCUCGUCAGUGCACUGGCGUCGCAACUCACGAGCCUUGCCCUUGGACACGACUACACCUACAGCCUGCUGGAAUACAUCAACACAGGAAUCUCGUCUCUCGAUUUUCCGAGCUGCCCGAAGCUCGUCGAGCUGCGCCUGAUUAUGGAUCUCUCUGAUCCAGAAGCACCACACCCACCGCACGCUUUCGAACACCUCGCGCGCAUGCUCGUGUCUGUCACCGGGCCCGCCGACACCGUCCAAGAGCUGAUCAUCGAGUAUGGCGAGGCGCCUGCGGUGGUCGCGAGCGUGGACGAGCCAAACUUCGAGGUCCUCUCCGACGUGACGUGCCAGACCCAGAUUGAGGUGCUUUUGCCGUGGCGCUUCAAGGCCCUGCGCGCCGUGCGCUUUGUGCCUUUGCGCGAGUACAGCUUUGCCGUGUUUGCGGAGGACGACCAGGUGGUUGUGCGAGAGAGCUUCCGCGGACUCGACUUCAGGGGCCUGUUGGUAUUCUAA